AACAGUAACACGGUUUCAUUUAAAUAUUUUAUUAAUUAAAAUUCUUGUCACAUGCACAUCAAACGACUCUUUCCUUAAUCAUUAGGUAAACUCAAAACUAUAAAUACGCACGCUUCAAACAAAUCAUUCCAUCAAUCAGUUCCCACAACAAAAAAAAAAAAAAAGUUACAAUCUUAUUUCAUACCAAAAACAAACAUGGCAUCGACUUCAUUCCUACAAACUUUUGACCCGUUUUCCAAGACCCGGCCAACAAUAAAAUAUUCGAGCUUGAGCUCGAACUCGAAGUCGAGGCGAGGCGUGGCGGGAGUGAGGGUCCGUGCGAUGAGGAGAGAAGCCCACAACCACGAGUCGAGGGGGAGGGUGGUGGACGAGAACAUGAUCGUUUUGCGAAAGCGGAUCCACGAGAUGAAGAUGAUGGAGGCUGACUGCGAGCUGCCGAGAGAAUGGAUGGAGUGGGAGAGGCGGGUGUACGUGAGCUAUGAUGCGAUCAUCUGCGACGCGAUGGGCCAUCUGCAGUCUUAUUUGAUGGAGACCAGGCCCAGCUUCGCGCUUGCCAUGCUUGUACUCCUCGCAUUGAGCGUGCCUACCUCCACGGCUCUGCUCAUCUACAAUUUCCUCGCCUUUGGCAAUGCUGUUUUCUCUGGGAUUCAUCUGGGCUAAUAACUCAGAUUAAAUAUUAUGACGAUUCUUCAUUUUAUUUAGCAUUGACCUUUUCCUUCUUCUUUUUGGUGAGGGUGUUAUAUUAGGGAGGUUCAUAUAUUGUUGUAUAGAUGCAAUGUGCAAAACUCUGUUCUCUUUAUUCUCAGACAAAAGAAAAAAAUAUAUUCUUUGAUUCA
Molecule: messenger RNA, 836 nt
Organism: Salvia miltiorrhiza (redroot sage)
Lineage: Eukaryota; Viridiplantae; Streptophyta; Magnoliopsida; Lamiales; Lamiaceae
Exons: 1
Coding region: 196-660 (154 amino acids)
Source: RefSeq, a predicted model, not a curated record